Erythranthe guttata (spotted monkey flower) is the source of this 1978-nucleotide messenger RNA. Its product is annotated as Ubiquitin fusion degradation UFD1 family protein. Lineage: Eukaryota; Viridiplantae; Streptophyta; Magnoliopsida; Lamiales; Phrymaceae. Gene Ontology annotation, biological process: ubiquitin-dependent protein catabolic process; ERAD pathway. Gene Ontology annotation, cellular component: VCP-NPL4-UFD1 AAA ATPase complex. Gene Ontology annotation, molecular function: polyubiquitin modification-dependent protein binding. The record is from RefSeq and is a predicted model, not a curated record.
GAGAGAGAGAGAGACGAACAGGAACAAAUCUUUCCGUCCAAGAAAUCUGGAAUUCGUUUUCCCAUUGUCAACAUAAAAAUUUGAGAUCAACAAACACCGAUGGAUUUCGAGUUGAAAAGGGCGAGAGAGAAGUUGGAGAAGGAGCAAAAAGAGAGGAAAGAGAAAGCCAAAUUGAGAUUGGAGAGAGAGAGAAAGGCAAAGCAAGAUGCCCUCCGCCAGCAGGAAGCCAUUGAAGCAGCUCAGCGCCAGCGCCGCAUCGUCGCCGCCGAAGCCGAAGCCAAGGCAGAUCAGCUAGCCGAAGAAAACCUGCUCGCUGGGCGGGGAGUCAAGUUUUCUCGUAUUUUAGAAGCUAUGCCUUAUCAGGGUAGUGGAGAUAAGAUCAAAUUGCCGCCUUCAUGUUUCACUGAGCUGUCUGACGAAGGAGCUUUUGACAAGGGACCAUUGCACUUCUCUCUAUCAUUGAUUCACCAGGAGGGGGGCCCACUUAGUGCAGAGAGUGCCGAUAAAGAACGGCUCAGGACGACACAUGCUGGCGUCCUGGAGUUCACAGCAGAGGAAGGUUUUGUAGCACUUCCUCUGCACUGUUGGAGUAACUUAUUCCCCGCGGACGCUCCAAGUUCUGCUACGGUGGAAGUACGUUAUGUUUGGCUUCCAAAGGGGACUUACGCAAAACUUCAAUCAGUUGAGUAUGGUUUUUCCUAUAUUCCAAAUCACAAGGCAGUACUGGAGACAAGCCUUCGGCAGCACGCAACUCUUUCCCAAGGCGAUACGCUGACAGUCAACCAUGGUGCACUGACAUAUCAUUUGCGCGUUCUUGAGUUGAAACCUUCUCCUAACAUAUCUGUUCUGGAAACAGAUAUGGAGGUGGAUAUUAUUGGUCCAGAUUCUGCAGUAACAACAAACGAGUAUGUGUUGAAGCCUCUCGUAUUCGGAAAACCCGAGUCUGGUACGGUUGAUGAAGGACGCUACAUGUACUAUAAGUUCUCUUUAGAUGAUGAUACAUGGAAAAGAAUCUCUUCCGAGGAUGCGAAAAUUGUUGUUAACUUAGAUUCGCAGACGCAAGAUGGAGAUACUGACCUGUAUGUAUCGAGGCAUCCACUUCUGUUCCCUACAUUACACCAACACAUGUGGUCUUCACACGACAUGGGUUCGAAAGCAUUGAUUCUUGGCGCAGAGGAUCAAAACUUGGGUUCGGGCACUUACACGGUUGCUGUAUAUGGCUUUAAAGGGACAUCAAAUUACACGGUAUCUGUUACAGUUCAAGAAGCUCCGAAGCAUAAGCCUGGCCAGAAUGCUGCAUCUUCAUCAUCGGUAGCUGAGGUGGACACUGUAGAGUGCCGAAACUGUAGACGAUAUGUGCCUUCAAGAACCAUUGGUCUACAUGAAGCUUAUUGCAGUAGACACAAUAUCAUUUGCCCGCAUGCUGGUUGUGGGGUUGUUCUUAGGAUCGAGGAGCGCGAAAGCCAUGUCCAUUGUGAAAAAUGCAGUAAAGCUUUUCAACGAGCGGAGAUGGAGAAGCACAUGAAAGUUUUCCAUGAGCCACUUCAUUGCCCGUGUGGGGUUGUUCUCGAGAAGGAGGAAAUGGUGCAACACCAGUCGUCGAAUUGCCCGAUGAGACUAAUCACAUGUCGAUUCUGUGGAGACAUGGUUGAAGCAGGGACUAGUGCUGCAGAUGCAAGAGACAGAAUCAGAGGAUUAACAGAACACGAGAGUCUUUGUGGUUCAAGAACUGCGCCUUGCGAUUCGUGCGGGCGUUCAGUAAUGUUGAAGGAUAUGGAUAUACACCAAAUUGCUGUCCAUCAAAAGAACUAGUUUAUUUAUUACAUCAUGAUUUGAACUCAUAAGUGUGAUUGCAUCUUCUUUACAUGCUGUGAUGUAUGUAUGUAUAUUCUUCUUUCAAGGUUGUGUAAAGAAGAAUAAACGGAACAACGAUUAUAUACUAUUGCAUAAACUAAUGGUGCAAUUCGGUUAUUAUCAA